This is a messenger RNA of Pongo pygmaeus (Bornean orangutan), 1105 nucleotides long. RefSeq names its product mitochondrial contact site and cristae organizing system subunit 13 (gene MICOS13). Bases 620 to 976 code for a protein of 118 amino acids. The transcript has 4 exons. Gene Ontology annotation, cellular component: mitochondrial crista junction; MICOS complex. The record is from RefSeq and is a predicted model, not a curated record. Gene Ontology annotation, biological process: cristae formation. Lineage: Eukaryota; Metazoa; Chordata; Mammalia; Primates; Hominidae.
CCGGGCCUCGGGGACCCAGCGCCGGAGCGUCGCCGGGCAACAGUCCCCGCCUGGUCUCCACCUGCCAGCAGGGGCCCGGCCCCGCCCCCUGGGCGGACGCCCCGCCUCCGAAUCGAUCACGUGAGGGGGCCGCCGCUCUCGAACAAUCCCGCCCUCUCGUUGCCGUGACAACCGCCUUCUGGGCACACUCUUCCUAAGUCCGGGCCCUUGGUCCCCCGCGCGGGCGCGGGUGGAUCUCUCGGGCUCUGACUUCUUUUCGGGUCACCUUCAGGCUUCAGCCAGGCACCUGACGCCUCUUUCCCCUCACGGUGCCAGAGCAGGCCCGGGCCGGGCCGAACUACAUUUCCCAGGAGGCUCCGCGGCCAGGUGCAAACAGCGCCGUACUGACUACAUUUCCCAGACAGCCUUGCGGCGGCCCGGGCCUUAAAGCGUCCAUUUCCCAGCGGCCCUCCGCUGCGAGACCGCAGCCCUUCUGUGGAGUCUCAGAGCCGCAAGACACUACGACUCCCAGGGGACCUUGCGUCGGGCAAGAAAGACUACACCUCCCAGAGGCCUCUGCGGCGCCGAGACAGGAAGCGGCGGGCGAGUCGAGUGUCCUUGCGCGUGGAUCCGAGCGACCAUGGUGGCCCGGGUGUGGUCGCUGAUGAGGUUCCUCAUCAAGGGAAGUGUGGCUGGGGGUGCCGUCUACCUGGUGUACGACCAGGAGCUGCUGGGGCCCAGCGACAAGAGCCAGGCAGCCCUACAGAAGGCUGGGGAGGUGGUGCCCCCCGCCAUGUACCAGUUCAGCCAGUACGUGUGUCAGCAGACAGGCCUGCAGAUACCCCAGCUCCCAGCCCCUCCAAAGAUUUACUUUCCCAUCCGUGACUCUUGGAAUGCAGGCAUCAUGACGGUGAUGUCAGCUCUGUCGGUGGCCCCCUCCAAGGCCCGCGAGUACUCCAAGGAGGGCUGGGAGUAUGUGAAGGCGCGCACCAAGUAGCGAGUCAGCAGGGGCCGCCUGCCCCGGCCAGAAUGGGCAGGGCUGCCACUGACCUGAAGACUCUGGACUGGGACCCCACUCCGAGGGCAGCUCCCGGCCUUGCCGGCCCAAUAAAGGACUUCAGAAGUG